This is a messenger RNA of Clonostachys rhizophaga, 579 nucleotides long. NCBI's taxonomy places the organism in Eukaryota, Fungi, Ascomycota, Sordariomycetes, Hypocreales, Bionectriaceae. The record is from the annotation of a GenBank genome assembly.
AUGCGCCGCGGAUGGUUCAAAUACACUAAUGGGUUAAACGGGGACGUCAUAUCGCUCAGACCUAGAUUCAUUGUAAUCCAGUCAACAUCCGCAGACAGCAAGAAAGCAAGGCAGUUUCGAAUCGCACCUGAAGGGACCAACGCUGGAGCCAAGUUUAGCGCUCAAGAAUGUGAUGUAACCAACGUGUCCAGGAAAGAAGCAAUUUUGCUCCAUCGAUCUGAUCAACCGCAGAGUUUGAUAAAGAGACAAGAGACUAGUAAAAUUAUCUCUACAUCGGAUUUCGCCCACAAGAUCAUCAUCAGGCUUUCCACCAAUAAGUGCGACCUAUUUGCUCUUAUAAAAAAGAAGAGAUCUGUGUGCAAUCUUCCCAAUACCAAACCGAACUUACGACAAUCGAAUUCUCCUCUACCCAGAGGUCACAUAAGGCACAAGGCCGUAGCACGCCAGAGAAGGGCCCAGUACCUCAAAAAUGCAAAUGGACAGAUGAAAGAGUAUCUUAAAUCCCAUGCUAAUAACUUCAUAAAUGGAGAAAAAGAACCUUACUCCAAUAAAACAACAACCCACCAAAUUCGACGCUGA